Dipodomys ordii (Ord's kangaroo rat) is the source of this 5338-nucleotide messenger RNA. RefSeq names its product synaptojanin 1 (gene Synj1). Bases 1 to 4809 code for a protein of 1602 amino acids. Gene Ontology annotation, molecular function: phosphatidylinositol-4,5-bisphosphate 5-phosphatase activity; RNA binding. Gene Ontology annotation, cellular component: presynapse; perinuclear region of cytoplasm. Gene Ontology annotation, biological process: brain development; phosphatidylinositol dephosphorylation; synaptic vesicle endocytosis. The record is from RefSeq and is a predicted model, not a curated record. Lineage: Eukaryota; Metazoa; Chordata; Mammalia; Rodentia; Heteromyidae. The transcript has 31 exons.
AUGCGGAAGAGAUGGGCCUGCUGGGGCGGAAGUGACGUUUCGGGCGACUCCGGCGGCUGCGGGAGGAGGAGGAGGAGGAGGAGCCGGAGGAAGAGGGUUUCCUCUGAAGAAAGGAGAAUGGCGUUCAGCAAAGGAUUUCGGAUCUAUCACAAAUUGGAUCCUCCACCUUUCAGCGUCAUAGUGGAAACGAGGCAUAAGGAAGACUGUCUCAUGUUUGAGUCCGGGGCUGUGGCUCUCCUCUCAUUGGCAGAAAAAGAGGCAAUCAAAGGUACAUACUCCAAAGUGCUGGAUGCAUAUGGACUCCUAGGUGUUUUACGGUUAAAUCUUGGUGAUACCAUGUUACAUUAUCUUGUCCUAGUCACUGGAUGUAUGUCUGUUGGAAAAAUUCAAGAGUCUGAAGUUUUUCGAGUUACUUCCACUGAAUUUAUAUCACUUCGAGUUGAUGCUUCAGAUGAGGAUCGCAUUUCAGAAGUACGAAAAGUUUUGAAUUCAGGAAACUUUUAUUUUGCAUGGUCUGCAUCUGGAGUCAGUUUAGAUCUGAGUCUUAAUGCACACCGUAGCAUGCAAGAACACACAACUGACAAUAGGUUUUUCUGGAACCAAUCUUUGCAUUUGCAUCUUAAACACUAUGGUGUGAAUUGUGAUGACUGGUUAUUACGCCUAAUGUGUGGGGGAGUAGAAAUCAGAACGAUUUAUGCUGCUCAUAAACAGGCAAAGGCUUGCCUCAUUUCAAGAUUAAGCUGUGAACGAGCUGGAACUAGGUUUAAUGUCCGGGGAACAAAUGACGAUGGUCAUGUUGCCAAUUUUGUAGAAACAGAGCAGGUUGUAUACUUAGAUGACUCUGUUUCUUCAUUCAUACAAAUCCGCGGAUCUGUUCCAUUGUUCUGGGAGCAACCAGGAUUGCAAGUGGGAUCUCAUCGUGUUCGGAUGUCAAGGGGAUUUGAAGCCAAUGCACCUGCUUUUGACAGGCAUUUUAGAACACUUAAAAAUUUAUAUGGAAAACAAAUAAUAGUAAAUUUGCUUGGAUCGAAGGAAGGUGAACAUAUGCUAAGUAAGGCUUUCCAGAGUCAUUUGAAGGCUUCUGAACAUGCUUCUGAUAUCCACAUGGUGAAUUUUGACUAUCAUCAAAUGGUUAAAGGAGGAAAAGCAGAAAAAUUACAUAGUAUUUUUAAACCUCAAGUCCAGAAGUUUCUAGAUUAUGGGUUUUUCUAUUUCAAUGGAAGUGAAGUUCAAAGAUGCCAGAGUGGUACAGUGAGAACUAACUGCUUGGAUUGUCUUGAUAGAACCAAUAGCGUACAGGCAUUCCUUGGCUUAGAGAUGCUAGCUAAACAGCUGGAAGCUCUUGGCUUAGCUGAAAAGCCUCAACUGGUGACUCGAUUUCAAGAGGUUUUUAGGUCCAUGUGGUCUGUGAAUGGUGACUCAAUCAGUAAGAUAUAUGCAGGAACUGGAGCUCUUGAAGGGAAGGCUAAGGCUGGAAAGUUAAAAGAUGGUGCGCGUUCUGUCACCAGGACAAUUCAGAAUAAUUUCUUUGACAGCUCCAAGCAAGAGGCCAUUGAUGUUUUGCUCCUGGGCAAUACUCUAAAUAGUGAUUUAGCUGACAAAGCUCGGGCACUUUUGACUACUGGAAGUUUGCGUGCAUCUUCAAAAGUACUAAAGAGCAUGUGUGAGAACUUCUACAAGUAUUCAAAGCCCAAGAAAAUUCGAGUAUGUGUUGGAACCUGGAAUGUGAAUGGUGGAAAGCAGUUUCGCAGCAUAGCUUUUAAAAAUCAGACACUCACAGACUGGCUUCUUGAUGCACCCAAGUUAGCUGGCAUCCAAGAAUUUCAAGACAAAAGAAGUAAGCCAACUGAUAUAUUUGCAAUUGGUUUUGAAGAAAUGGUAGAGCUGAAUGCUGGAAACAUUGUGAAUGCAAGCACAACAAAUCAGAAGCUCUGGGCAGUAGAGCUUCAGAAGACAAUCUCCCGAGACAACAAGUAUGUGCUGCUGGCUUCUGAGCAGUUGGUGGGCGUCUGCCUAUUUGUUUUUAUCAGACCACAGCAUGCUCCUUUUAUCAGGGAUGUUGCAGUUGAUACUGUGAAGACUGGGAUGGGAGGUGCAACUGGAAAUAAGGGAGCAGUUGCAAUCCGCAUGCUUUUCCAUACCACCAGUCUUUGCUUUGUCUGUAGCCACUUUGCUGCAGGGCAGUCACAAGUCAAAGAACGAAAUGAAGAUUUUGUAGAAAUAGCACGAAAAUUGAGUUUUCCCAUGGGAAGGAUGCUGUUUUCUCAUGACUAUGUAUUUUGGUGUGGUGAUUUCAACUAUCGAAUUGAUCUCCCUAAUGAAGAAGUUAAAGAACUCAUACGACAGCAAAAUUGGGAUUCUCUCAUAGCAGGCGAUCAACUUAUCAAUCAGAAAAAUGCUGGACAGAUUUUUAGAGGAUUUUUAGAGGGGAAAGUAACCUUUGCUCCGACCUAUAAGUAUGACUUGUUUUCUGAUGACUAUGACACCAGUGAGAAAUGCCGCACCCCUGCGUGGACAGACCGAGUCCUCUGGAGAAGGAGGAAGUGGCCUUUUGAUAGAUCAGCUGAAGAUUUAGAUCUUCUAAAUGCCAGUUUUCAAGAUGAAAGCAAAAUACUUUACACAUGGACUCCUGGUACUUUGCUGCACUAUGGAAGAGCCGAGCUGAAGACUUCUGACCAUAGGCCUGUUAUCGCCCUGAUUGAUAUAGAUAUAUUUGAAGUUGAAGCUGAAGAGAGACAAAAUAUUUAUAAAGAAGUAAUUGCAGUUCAGGGUCCACCAGAUGGUACAGUAUUGGUCUCCAUCAAAAGUUCUUUACAAGAAAAUAAUUUUUUUGAUGAUGCUUUGAUUGAUGAACUUCUGCGUCAGUUUGCAAAUUUUGGUGAAGUAAUACUUAUAAGAUUUGUAGAAGAUAAAAUGUGGGUUACCUUUUUGGAAGGAAGCUCUGCCUUAAGUGUUCUGAGCCUAAAUGGCAAAGAGUUAUUGAACCGGAUUGUAACCAUUACUUUAAAAAGUCCAGACUGGAUAAAAAAUUUGGAGGAAGAAAUGAGCUUAGAAAAAAUUAGUGUCACAUUGCCUACAUCAACAAGCUCUACUCUACUCGGUGAAGAUGCAGAGGUUGCAGCAGAUUUUGACAUGGAAGGUGAUGUCGAUGACUACAGUGCCGAAGUGGAGGAGCUUCUUCCUCAGCACCUGCAGCCAUCCUCAAGUUCUGGUCUUGGCACUUCUCCAAGCUCUUCACCAAGGACCAGUCCCUGCCAGUCACCUACAAUUCCAGAGGGUCUUGUGCCUUCCCUUCCAGUCAGACCUAGUCGGGCACCAUCAAGAACUCCUGGGCCCCCAAGUUCCCAGAGUUCUCCUGUUGACACUCAACCAGUAACUCAACUGCAGCAGAAAGAUUCUUCCCAGACUUUAGAGCCCAAGAGGCCACCUCCUCCCCGCCCAGUUGCUCCUCCUUCACGUCCCGCACCCCCACAGAGACCACCACCGCCUUCAGGGUCUAGGAGUCCUGCACCUGCUAGAAAAGAAUUUGGAGGUAUUGGAACCCCUCCCAGUCCUGGGGUAGCUAGGAGAGAGAUGGAAGCACCCAAAAGCCCUGGAACUACACGGAAAGAUACCAUAGGACGCAAUCAGCCUUCGCCUCAAGCAGGACUUGCAGGCCCAGGUCCUGCUGUAUAUGGGGCAGCCCGGCCGAUAAUUCCGCCCAGGGCUGGAGUGAUCAGUGCCCCUCAGAGCCAGGCUCGGGCAUCUGCUGGAAGACUGACUCCUGAAAACCAAAGCAAAGCAACAGAUGUAUCAAAAGGUUCAGCUGUUCUUCCAGAACCACUGAGGCCACAGGCUGCUUCUCCACUGCAGCCUUCUCUGCCUCCACCUACUCAAAAGUUGCAGGAACCUCUUGUUCCCGUGGCAGCACCUAUGCCUCAGUCCGGCCCCCAGCUAAAUUUGGAAACGCCACCACAGCCCCCACCUCGGAGCAGGUCAUCCCAUAGCUUGCCUUCAGAAUCUUCGCCACAGCUGCAAGUAAAAACAAAUGGAGUCUCUGGUGUCAAACAAGAGCCACUAUUCAAGAGUGACCCAUUUGAAGAUCUGUCAUUUAAUCUGCUUGCUGUAUCACAGGCUCAGCUACCUGUUCAGAUAUCACCUGUUCUAACCCCAGACCCUGAUAGGUUAAUUCAAUUGCCUUCUGCAACACAAAGCAUUGUUAACACUUUGAGUUCUAUAAGUUGCAUGCCAACCAUGCCUCCAAUUCCAGCCAGGAGCAAAUCGCAGGAAAGUAUUCAGAGUGCUCCAAAUCCAUUUAUUGCUAGCUUGACCAGCACAAACCCUUUCACUGAUAGGACUACUGCUCCGGGAAAUCCAUUUAGAGCCCAGACUCAAGAAUCAGAGACAACCUCAUGGUUCUCCAAAGAAGAGUCUAAUACAAAUAGUCCUUUUCCUCCGCUCAUGCCUCUUGGUCAAAAUGUAAGUAGGCCUUCAUGUUCCCAUGAUGGUUUUAAGGACAGUUUUGACCCACAGGGCCCGUCUGCAGUACAAGCAGGCAACCCAAAAGGAUGGGUAACUUUUGAGGAAGAGGACGACUUUGGUGUGAAAAGGAAGUCAAAGUCAUCUUGCUCCAGUUUCCUGGGAAAUCCGCCAGAUUCAUUUGAUGAUGACUGGAACAAAGGAACAAGUGUGUCUUUCUGUGUGUUGCCAGCCAGGAGACCACCUCCACCACCUGUCCCCCUGCUCCCGCCUGGCACCAGCCCUCCUGCAGAUCCUGUCACAGCCUUGACAUCUAAGACGUCUCCCACAAUAGACUUUACAGAAAGAUAAUGCGGUAUGGCAGAAAGAAGGUUUUGUGGUCCUUUUGUUUUUUAGUUUGAGCAAGAUAAAGAGCCAAAUGAAUUGGGCAUUAGAUAUUCAUUAUGUGCAAUAAGUCAUUGUAAAGUGCACUGAUAUCUUCAUAAAGUACCACUAUUUUAUGUGUACAAAGUUGGAAUAUGUGUAUAUUAGAAAUAAGGAAAGAUGCUUCUUGUUAUAGUAACUGGAGUUAUGGUGUGUUUCUCUUCAGAUGAAUAGGAGACAGGAGUAGCCAUAAAAAGUGUUUUUAAAAGAUAGUCCUUAUCAGAAAUUCCUUUUCAGUCUUUGAAAAAUCACAAAAAGGCCACAUGUCUGUACCUGGUAUUACUGUCAGCCUUUUUAUUAUGAUACUAACAAUUGGUAUUAAUGAUUAUUUACCAAAGAGCUGCCACAGUUAUAAUGAAACUGUUUUCAAAGGCAUUGCUUAAACAAAAAGCUAUAUGUGUAUAUACACAAAUAUUCAUAAAAAAGAUCAAAUUUUACCUAAAAGUUCUUUUUAAAA